Acinonyx jubatus (cheetah) is the source of this 2497-nucleotide messenger RNA. It is a transcript of the gene CADM3, whose product is annotated as cell adhesion molecule 3. The record is from RefSeq and is a predicted model, not a curated record. Gene Ontology annotation, cellular component: presynaptic membrane. NCBI's taxonomy places the organism in Eukaryota, Metazoa, Chordata, Mammalia, Carnivora, Felidae. The coding region runs from base 158 to 1450 and encodes 430 amino acids. The transcript has 10 exons. Gene Ontology annotation, biological process: homophilic cell-cell adhesion.
GCCCGGCUCCCUCCCGGUCCCCGCCUCGGCCCCGGGCUCCGAAGCGGCUCGGGGGCGCCCGGUCGGCCAGCGUCGUCGCCCACCGCCUGCCCAGCCCCCCGCCCCCGGGGACCCAGGCUCGCCAGCGCGCGCAGCGGGGAGCCGGCCGGGACGCGCCAUGGGGGGCCCCUCCGCCCUGCCCCUGCUACUGCUCCUCGCCAGCUGCGGGGCGCCCGGCGGGGCCAACCUCUCCCAGGACGGCUACUGGCAGGAGCAGGAUUUGGAGCUGGGAACUCUGGCUCCACUCGGCGAGGCAAUCAGCUCCACAGUCUGGAGCAGCCCUGACAUGCUGGCCGGUCAAGAUAGCCAGCCCUGGACGUCUGAUGAGACAGUGGUGGCUGGUGGCACCGUCGUGCUCAAGUGCCAAGUGAAGGAUCAUGAGGACUCAUCCCUGCAGUGGUCUAACCCGGCCCAGCAGACUCUCUACUUUGGGGAGAAGAGAGCCCUCCGUGACAAUCGGAUCCAGCUGGUCAGAUCUACUCCGCACGAGCUCAGCAUCAGCAUCAGCAACGUGGCGCUGGCGGACGAGGGCGAGUACACCUGCUCCAUCUUCACCAUGCCCGUGAGGACCGCCAAGUCCCUCGUCACCGUGCUCGGAAUCCCACAGAAGCCCAUAAUCUCUGGCUAUAAGUCAUCAUUACGGGAAAAAGAAACAACCACCCUAAACUGUCAGUCUUCUGGAAGCAAGCCUGCAGCCCAGCUGACCUGGAGGAAAGGUGACCAAGAGCUCCACGGGGAACCGACCCGCGUCCAGGAAGAUCCCAACGGAAAAACCUUCACCGUGAGCAGCUCAGUGACCUUCCAGGUUUCCCGGGACGAUGACGGGGCAGACAUCGUAUGCUCUGUGAACCACGAAUCUCUAAAGGGGGCUGACAGAUCCGCCUCUCAGCGCAUCGAGGUUCUAUACACACCAACGGCGAAGAUUAGGCCAGACCCUCCGCAUCCCCGUGAGGGCCAGAAGCUGUUGCUUCACUGUGAGGGUCGCGGAAAUCCCGUCCCCCAGCAGUACCUGUGGGAGAAGGAAGGCAGUGUGCCCCCGCUAAAGAUGACCCAGGAGAGUGCCCUGAUCUUCCCCUUCCUCAACAAGAGCGACAGCGGGACCUACGGCUGCACAGCCACCAGCAACAUGGGCAGCUACAAGGCCUACUACACGCUCAACGUGAACGACCCCAGCCCAGUGCCCUCGUCGUCCAGCACCUACCACGCCAUCAUUGGUGGGAUCGUGGCUUUCAUCGUUUUCCUGCUUCUCAUCCUGCUUAUCUUCCUGGGCCACUACUUGAUCCGGCACAAAGGAACCUACCUGACACACGAGGCCAAAGGCUCGGAUGACGCCCCAGAUGCAGACACAGCCAUCAUCCACGCAGAAGGCGGGCAGUCGGGCGGGGAUGACAAGAAGGAGUAUUUCAUCUAGAGGCGCCCAGCCACCUCCUAUGCCCCCAGGGGCCCUGCGGGGACUGCCGGGGCCAUCGCCAACCUGGACUUGUACAGAGCGACCCCAGGGCCGCCCCUCCCGCUUGCUCCCCGGCCCCCCCACCCCCCUGUACAGAAUGUCUGCUUCGGGUGCGGUUUUGUACUCGGUUUGGAAUGGGGAGGGAGGAGGGCGGGGGGGAGGGAGGGUUGCCCUCAGCCCUUUCCGUGGCUUCUCUGCGUUUGGGUUAUUAUUAUUUUUAUAACAAUCCCAAAUCAAAUCCGUCUCCAGGCUGGAGGGGCAGGGGCCCGGGGUGAGGAAAGCUAAAGGCCCUGGUGUGUUAGGAGGAGGGCGAAGGCGGAGGGGUAAGGACAGGACUCUGAGCCGGGCUGGUGGGGGGGCGGGUGCCCUCUCCAGCCCCGCGUCCUCCACCUGGCUUUCUCCGGGGAGGGGAUGGGGAGGUGUGGGGAGGUGGUGGGCGGAAGCCGCAGGGGGCCCUCCCUCUGCUGGCCAGCCGCACACCUCGAGCUGGGGACAGGGAACCAGGCGCCGCCCCGUCGCCUCCCCCCUCCUCCACCACGGCGGGAGAGGGGCGAGCGGGGGGGGGGGGGGGGGGGGGGGGUCCCGAGGAGGCGUGACCUGCAGGUGGCAGGCAGCCAGGCAGGGACCCCGGGCCUCGCCCCGGGGCGGAUGCAGGCCCCCGCGAGGAGGCGUGGGUCCUGGCAGAGGACCUCGCAGAGGCAGAGGAAGGAUGGCAGAGAUGGCGUGGACCCCUGGGCCCCCUCCGCGGCCGGGGAAGCCGGGCCCCUCGGGGGCGGCGCAGAGGAAGGCUGUCCCCUCCCAGCUCCGGCAGCUGUGGGAGCGGCGCCGCCCCGGCCCCCUCGCGCUGACCCGAGCCCCGAGCCCUGACUGUCGCUCGGCAACCACUCCUCCAUGGCAUCGCUCGGCAACCACUCCUCCCCGGCUUGUGCCGCCUGCACCCCUUCCCGUCCCCUCAGCAGCCAGGCAGACAUAACAACAAAAAUACUAAAAGGAGCUUCACUGCACUGA